This is a messenger RNA of Dendroctonus ponderosae (mountain pine beetle), 1484 nucleotides long. RefSeq names its product retinal homeobox protein Rx1. Gene Ontology annotation, molecular function: RNA polymerase II transcription regulatory region sequence-specific DNA binding; DNA-binding transcription factor activity, RNA polymerase II-specific. Gene Ontology annotation, biological process: regulation of transcription by RNA polymerase II. The transcript is spliced from 4 exons. NCBI's taxonomy places the organism in Eukaryota, Metazoa, Arthropoda, Insecta, Coleoptera, Curculionidae. The record is from RefSeq and is a predicted model, not a curated record. Bases 462 to 1232 code for a protein of 256 amino acids.
UUCCUGUUUAUCGUUGAUUUAUUGUUAUUUAACCUGACGAAAUGUUGCUUGUUGCUGUUGAAAAUCCUACAGAUAUUAGCAGCGGAUGAAUUAUCAGCCGCAAUUAAUAACAAUAGAGCCAUUUAAUUAAAACGCCAUUGUUUGUGCAGAUAAUUUAUAAUUCCAGUUUAUUAGAAGGGUUAAUGCUGAUCGGGUUCGUUAUCUAGUUAAUUAGAGACCUUUUCAUAAAUAAUUGCCCACAUAAACGUUGACUCGUUACAUAACAAAUGCGCUUGGCAAGAUAAACAUUAUUAAACGUUGUAUGUUAAUACAUAACACCUGAUAAGUUGCGAGCAGCUCCCAAUAAACUAAUAACGCUUUAAUAAACCGGCGUAAUCAAUUUAAUUAACUGUUAACAUUUCGUAAAAUACACGCUAUCGAAUUGUUCAAACAGAUUAAGCCUGGCUGGUCGGCGUGGUUAAAUGUGGAGGGAAGCAUGCGUAAAUAACGGAUUUAUCUCCAUUGGUCUAAUGGAAGGAGGCGGGGAAAGAUGCGAGGUUCCAGUUUCACAGUCAACAGUUUUGCCAGAUAUGUCGAAUUCGAUUCGAGAGCCGAAAACGCGCACUGUGUACAGUAUCGAUCAGAUUUUGGGAUUCACUUCCGGCAAUGAACAUUGUGGCAGCAGUGCUGAAGACGGGAAGCACACCAUUAGUAACUCGAAUGAGAGUUCGGAAGAUAUGGAAGAGCCAAGGCCUAGAAAAGUGCGCCGAUCUAGAACAACUUUCACCACCUACCAGCUGCAUAUUUUGGAAUCGGCAUUCGAGAAGACUCAGUAUCCAGAUGUGUUCACCAGAGAGGAACUUGCUAUGAGGCUGGAUCUAACAGAGGCCAGAGUCCAAGUUUGGUUCCAAAAUCGCCGAGCCAAAUGGCGCAAACGGGAGAAAUCUCUGGGCCGUGAAACCAACACGUUAAUCCACAGCGAUCAGCAAAACUUGGCAGACUAUCAAAUGCACAUGAUCCCGUCGAUCAACGAGUCGUUUUGGCCACGAACCCAAAUCCCUCCCGUCUAUGGGACACCGUCGAUCGGCUUCCCAUGGCCAGGGAACCAACUUGGGGUUCCAAACAUCCAGGCCUUCCUGAUGACCAGAUUCGCGUUAGCGGAAAGCGUGGCUAAAUUCGGCGGUUGGAGCGAGAAGCUGAAGAAUCCACCCGAUACGAAUUCGGGCGGUUCCAGCCCACCACCUCCUCCAUAGUUGAAAAGUGAGGAAUCUUGCAGAUGCUUUGCUAACCGGUUUUGGUAGGUCGUUUUCAAAUCCUUCCAACUUGAGCAGCAGGAGAGGACUUUUUGGAGCACGUGGAAUUUCCUGCUGUGUAUUAUUUCACUGUUAAUCAACUUUGUUCGAUUUUGUAGAUAUCUGCGUAUAUUUCCGUUAGUUAACUAGUGUAGGUUUUACCUUGACUUUGUAAAUCUGAAUGUUGGACGACUGGAAAAUAAAUAUAUUUUU